AUGUCGUCUCCUAGUCCAGGAAAGAAAAGAAUGGACACAGAUGUUGUCAAAUUAAUCGAGAGUAAGUACGAAGUGACAAUACUAGGUGGUUUAAACGAGCUUAUGGUAAAAUUCUUUGGACCUCCAGAAACUCCAUACGAGGGUGGGAUUUGGAAGGUUCGUGUUGAUCUUCCCGAACGAUAUCCUUUCAAAUCUCCCUCAAUUGGAUUCAUGAACAAAAUAUUCCACCCGAAUAUUGAUGAAGCGUCUGGUACAGUUUGUCUUGAUGUCAUAAACCAACAAUGGUCUGCUCUUUAUGACUUAACCAAUAUUUUUGAGUCUUUCUUGCCACAGCUUUUAGCAUAUCCAAAUCCUACAGAUCCACUUAAUAGCGAUGCUGCUUCUUUGUUUAUGUUCAAACCCUCAGAGUAUGUCACAAAAGUAAAAGAAUAUGUCCAACGUUUCGCAAGUGAAGAAGCUUUAAAAGCUGAAGAGAAUAGAGAAGCUGAGUCUAGUUCCUCAGAUGGUGAAAGCUCCAUGUCAGACUACACGGAUGAUAUGGCUAGAGAUAUGGAGCUAUGA
Schistosoma curassoni is the source of this 561-nucleotide messenger RNA. NCBI's taxonomy places the organism in Eukaryota, Metazoa, Platyhelminthes, Trematoda, Strigeidida, Schistosomatidae. The record is from the annotation of a GenBank genome assembly.